GCCGGGGGGAGGUUAAGGGAGAGAGGGGAGCGGAGCUGUCCCGGCAUAGGGGCGGGUGGCGAACGGGGUUAUCCCGGGAAGAGCCCGCUGCGUGCGGGGCGAUUGGGGCUGCCCCGGGCGGUACCACUGCGGCGGGGGGGGCUGGGCUGGGAGAGCCCACUGAGGGCGGGGGGGCCGUUCCGGUGCCCGAGCGCGGCGGAGCUCGGCGGUGCCGGGAUAGCGGGACAGCCGGGACCGCCGGGACCACCGGGGCAGCCGGGACCCUCGGGCCGAUGCCGAGCAGCAGCUGACGGCGGCGGGCACGCGGAAAUGGAGCGGCGGCCGGGCCGGGCCGUGCGGGCGCUGUGCGGCCUCUCCCUCGCCCUGCUGCUGCUGCUGCUGCCGCCGCAUCCCGGCAGCGCCGAGCGGGCCCCCGGAGCGCACCUGGACGACACGGCCAUCGCAGAGUUCUGCCGCAUCGACAAGCCGCUGUGCCACGACGAGGACGAGCAGCUCAGCUUCGAGGCCGUUCGCAACAUCCACAAGCAGAUGGACGACGACGCCAACGGCAACGUGGACGUGGAGGAGAGCGACGAGUUCUUGAGGGAGGACUUGAAUUACCACGACCCAGCAGUCAAGCACAGCACCUUCCAUGGAGAGGACAAGCUCAUCAGUGUGGAAGAUCUUUGGAAGGCCUGGAAAACAUCUGAAGGUAAAAAAAGGCAAACAAGCAUAGAAACCCUUUCCCAACAGGGCCAAAGAGGUUUGGAUACUCUGGGAAGAGCUCCCAGAAGGAAUGAGUGUCUCUGGUCUCUUCCAGUGACCCGACACAACCACCUGAAGGAUUUCAUGCUGGUGGUGUCCAUCGUCAUCGGGGUGGGCGGCUGCUGGUUCGCCUACAUCCAGAACCGCUACUCCAAGGAGCACAUGAAGAAGAUGAUGAAGGACCUGGAGGGUCUCCACAGAGCUGAGCAGUCUCUCCACGACCUUCAGGAGCGGCUGCAGAAGGCGCAGGAGGAGCACCGCUCCGUGGAGGUGGAGAAGGUGCACCUGGAGAAGAAGCUGCAGGACGAGAUCAGCAUCGCCAAGCAGGAGGCUCACCGGCUGCGGGAGCUGCGGGAGGGCACCGAGAACGAGCUGAGCCGGCAGAAAUACGCCGAGCAGGAGCUGGAGCAGGUGCGGAUGGCGCUGAAGAACGCGGAGAAGGAGCUGGAGUCCCACUGCAGCUGGGCUGCCCCCGAGGCCCUGCAGAAGUGGCUCCAGCUGACCCACGAGGUGGAGGUCCAGUACUACAACAUCAAGAAGCAGAACGCAGAGAAGCAGCUGCUGGUGGCCAAGGAAGGGGCUGAGAAGAUCAAGAAGAAGCGGAACACGCUGUUUGGAACGUUCCACGUCGCUCACAGCUCCUCCCUGGACGACGUCGACCACAAAAUCUUAACUGCAAAGCAGGCGCUGAGCGAGGUGACGGCGGCGCUGCGGGAGCGGCUGCACCGCUGGCAGCAGAUCGAGCUGCUCUGCGGCUUCCAGAUCGUCAACAACCCCGGGCUGCACAGCCUGGCCUCGGCCCUCAACAUCGACCCCGGCUGGGUGGGCACCCCCCGGCCCAACCCCUCCCACUUCAUCAUGACCGACGACGUGGAUGACCUGGACGAGGAGAUCGUGUCCCCCAUGUCCAUCCAAUCUCCUGCCCUGCCCAGCACGGUCCGGCAGCGCCUGGUGGACGCCCAGCACGGCCACGGAUCGCAGAGGUUGGUAGAGGGUUCCGCGGCCGGGCAGCCUGAGCCGGGCCCCGCGGCGCCGUUCCGGGCGGGCCGAGUGUCCCUGCGCCGAAUGCACAGCCUCUCCUCCGGACAGUCCUUCAGCUCUGACCUGCCCGGCGCCGGCACAUCGCCUGCCUCCACCUCCUCCACCUCCUGCUCCUCAUCUACCACCACCGUGCCUGCUCCUGCUUGCCAUGUCCACCCUGUCUAUUACCAUCACACCACCUCUUAUUUCCUCCAGAUGGACUCCACCCCCGACCUGCCCCCUCCUGAUGUCACCUCUGGAGUUCGCUGUCGCACUGGGAGCUUUGGAGACUUGACUCGCUCCGACUCCGACUCCUCCAUCCCGCACCUGAGCGACCACCAGCGUAUUCCCAGCUCAGCUCCCAAGCUGCUGGCUGCCCGGCCCACGCUGCUGACGCGCUCCAUGGAGGAGGCUGUCCCCGGCCACCCGGCCCCCGGCGCGCCCACCCCCAACGGCGGCAGCCGGCUCGUGGAGGCCCCCGGGCUGGGGCCUUUGCCGGAGCGGCUGCCCGAGAGCCCCAUGGCGAUGAAGAAGAUGAUGAUGGUGAACCACGGCAUGGAGAAGUCCUCCAGCCUGGGGGAGAUCAGCCACCCGACGGCCGGCAAGCCCAGCCACUCGGAUUCGUCGCGGUCGCACAGCCCCAGCUCCCCCGACCCCGACACCCCCUCCCCCAUCUCUGACUGCCGGCCCCCCGGCGCCAAGAGCACCCGCAUCCCGCAGCUGGCCGCCAAGAAGAGCCCGGGGGACGAGGACAGCAGCCUCACGGGCGACGAGGUUGACCCCGGCCAGAGCAAGAAAAAGUUCCCCCUAAAGAUCUUCAAGAAGCCCAAGAAGUAGCGGGGGGGGGGAGCCCCCAGGAGCGCGUCCCGCCGGGCCCGGGGCCGGAUUGCACCGGGAACGCAGCGCGGCCCCGGCACCCGCUGCCCUCCCUCCGCACCCGAGUCACCCACCCAGCGCCGGCACGGGGGGAGCUAUUUAAACUUAUUUAUUUCCUGAUCUCCGAGAAGAAAAACCGCGCCGCCGCCGGCUCCCCCGGGAGAACAGCCCCGUCCUUGCCCUCCCUCCCUGCCCUCCGACCGCUGCGGUCCCGGCUUUGCUGUGCAUGGCUUCCAGUUACUCCUGCUCCGCUCAGCCACGCGGCCUUUGGGUUUGGUUUCAAUGUGGUUUUGUUUUUCUAUUUUAUUUUUUAUUGUUGCUAGUCUUGAUUUUUUUUUUUUUCCUGCCUCCUCCGACUUUUGCACAGGCUGACCGGAGGGGGGGCGGCCGCUCCCGCGGAGCUCCGCGCUGCCCCUCGGGCUGACUCAGGUCACAGCGGUUCUCCCUCAUUUCCCAGAGUCACUUUUCCACCCCGGCCCCCGUGGCUUCGCCGUCGGGAAGGGGGACCCCUCCUGAGCAGCUCCCCAUAAGCAGGAGCAGGGGAGGACUCUGCCCCUGCCGGUACUUGUGUGUCCCCGGUCCCCACGUCCCGCCCGUGCCGGGGCGGCCCCGCUGGGUCUCGGGGAGGAGGGACGGGGCUGUCCCCGCACUGCCCUGCCCGGCCGGGGGGGCUGGAGCUCGGGGGAAGGAGCCCACGCCUGGCCUUGGCUUCGGUUCCCAGGACACCCUCCCCAGUGCCCAGGACUGCUCCGGGCCCCGCCGGGGACCCUGCUGAUGGAACAC
Messenger RNA from Empidonax traillii (willow flycatcher), 3423 nucleotides. It is a transcript of the gene STIM1, whose product is annotated as stromal interaction molecule 1. The transcript is spliced from 11 exons. The record is from RefSeq and is a predicted model, not a curated record. Bases 310 to 2601 code for a protein of 763 amino acids. NCBI's taxonomy places the organism in Eukaryota, Metazoa, Chordata, Aves, Passeriformes, Tyrannidae. Gene Ontology annotation, cellular component: endoplasmic reticulum; plasma membrane. Gene Ontology annotation, biological process: store-operated calcium entry; intracellular calcium ion homeostasis; activation of store-operated calcium channel activity. Gene Ontology annotation, molecular function: calcium channel regulator activity; calcium ion binding.